This is a messenger RNA of Dovyalis caffra, 2514 nucleotides long. The record is from the annotation of a GenBank genome assembly. NCBI's taxonomy places the organism in Eukaryota, Viridiplantae, Streptophyta, Magnoliopsida, Malpighiales, Salicaceae.
AUGGCCGAAUCCCUUGUUUCGGUAGAACAUACGCUGGGCUAUUCUAAGAAGAAGGCAGAUGCACUGAGAAAAAUUACUGAAAAAGAGCCAGAGCUGCUCCAUUUUCGUGACAACGAGUUGGAAAAUCCACUUCAUUUUGCAUCAUCCCUAGGUAAUCUUGAAAAAGUUCUGUUCCUGUUAAAGGAAACUAGUGCAGUUGAAAGCAGUCGAGAAGGCAACUUGUCUAUCCAUGUUGCGUGCAAAAAAGGCCACGUUAAAGUAGUAGAAGAAUUGCUUAAGCAAUGGUCUGAUCCUAUGGAAUUUGUCAAUCAGAAAAGGCAGGAAAUCCUUCGAGUGGCUGCUGUAAAUGGACAAGAAAACUUGGUGAAGUAUAUACUUGCAUGCAAAUGUGACUCCAGCAUCUUUGAUGCGGACGACAGCGUUGAGGCCUUUAAAAGGUGUCUUGAGAGAGAUUCAGCAGAGAAGCUAGUGACUCCCUCUGGGAAUUCACUACUUCAUGUAGCUUUAAGCUAUGGAAGUGACAAAAUUGCAGAUUAUCUGGCUAAAGAGUUUCCUUCUCUAAUCACCAGACGAAACAACCAGGGGGACACAAUCCUUCAUGUCGCUGCCAGAGAAGGAAGGGUUAGUUCUACAACUAAAUCUAUUGUGGGAUUUAAUCCGAGCUUGAUGAAGAAGACAAAUAAAAAAGGAAACACUCCUUUGCAUGAUUCAGUGAUCAAGGGUCAUAAAGACGUUGUAGUAUGGCUAGUUACCAAAGAACCAGAUGUGGCCUAUUACAACAACAAGACAGGCAAGUCUCCUCUGUAUCUGGCUGUUGAGAAUAGCAACAAGAAAGGGGUACUUGAUCAUCUCUUGAAUACGGAAGCUCCGGUCCCUUCGAUCCCUAUAAAAGGAGAAGAUGAUGAAUCCCUUGGCAGUCUACCAGAAGGAGAGUCCCCUGUUCAUGGUGCCAUCGAGCAUCGUAACAUAGAUAUACUAAAGAAAAUUGAAUCAGCGAAGCCAGAGCUAUUUUGUCUCAAAGACAAAGAGUUGAGAAAUUCACUCCAUUAUGCAUCAUCCAUAGGUUAUCUGGAAGGAGUUCAAUUCCUAUUGCAGAAGUUUCCUGCCAGUGCAAAUGAAGGCGACCAGGAAGGAAACUAUCCUAUCCAUCUUGCCUGCGAAAAUGACUCUGUUGAUGUACUAAAGGAAUUUCUGAAAAUUUUCCCAUAUCCGAAAGAAUUCCUCAAUGAAAAGGGGCAGAACAUCCUUCACGCAGCGGCCGCAAAUGGAACAGGCAAUGUGGUGAGGUACAUACUCAAACAGGAUCAGAAUCUCAUCGAACCGCUGCUAAAUGAGAUGGAUGCGGAUGGAAAUACACCUUUGCAUUUGGCAACACGGCAUGGCCAAUCCACGGCUGCAUUUGUUCUUGUGCGUGACAACCGUGUUGAACGUUCAAUUGUAAACAAUGAUGAUUUGACACCGUAUGAAAUUGCUGAACAACAAUCCAAAAUAGCUGUAGAGCAAUAUGGGAAAACAGAUGAGAUGCUUUCUGAGGAAAUAAAGCACUCUGCUUCAAACAACAAUUCCCCUGUGGACGGGACCCCGGAUGGCCAAGUUGAUUCAAAAGUUGUGAAGGAUGAAAUGAAGAAUUCUACAUUAGAAAAGUCGGCCGGUUCGACCAGUUCUCAAACAAAGGACAAAGAAGUUGAUCCAAAGAAGCAAGAUAGAAAAAAGGCAUCACCAAAGGAUUACGAAGUGCUAAAUUAUUAUGGAGCGGCAUUUCACGGGCAAUGCUUUUGGAUGAUCUCCAAAGGCGAUGAAGAAAAUGACUACAUUAUCGAUCCUAUACUUCCAUGCCCCCCUAAGAAAACCCUACGUGAGCAUUUCAGUAGUACUCUAGCCAAGCCACCAAGGAAAGAGGAAACAAAAAGCAGGAUAGAGAAUCUUCUUGUGGUAGCAGUGCUUGUUGCUGGUGUAACCUUUUCUGGUGCUAUACAAUUGCCACAAUUAAAGAGUAUCAAUAGCUCAAAUGAACAUCAUCAUGACUUUAAUAGCACGUUCCCUCAUAAUACCACUGCCUUUGACAGUCCCACUGGUUCAUCUCUUCUGGAUGGUUAUUUAUGUCUUGAUGUGUGGGCUUUAAAUACCUCUGUGGUGGCGGCUAUAAUCCUUCUCUGGACAAACUUGAAUGAUGUCAAGUUUGCACCCAUUGUAGUCUGGUUUUCGUCCUUAAUGGUUGGUGGAUCUAUCUACAUGAUGUGCUUGGCCUUCUUUUUUGCUGUGAGCAUAGCAUUGGGUGGAUCCAAUUAUGGAGUGUUAGCAACCAUCAUUAUAGUCGUGGGAGCUGUGUUUUUCGUUGCUCAAACAUUGCUUUACAUUCAAUGGAUUCUUCCACCAUCAGUCAACCAGAUUCUUGAAGGAAUGCUCUCGCAUUAUGUCUACUACUUGUCGUUUUUCCUGCUUUUCUACAGUUGGAGGUGGCUGCCGGAUAAACUUUCUGAGAUCAAGAGAAAGCGAAGUAGCUCUUCAAGUUGA